This is a messenger RNA of Gambusia affinis (western mosquitofish), 2020 nucleotides long. It is a transcript of the gene cavin4b, whose product is annotated as caveolae associated protein 4b. Bases 218 to 1126 code for a protein of 302 amino acids. The record is from RefSeq and is a predicted model, not a curated record. NCBI's taxonomy places the organism in Eukaryota, Metazoa, Chordata, Actinopteri, Cyprinodontiformes, Poeciliidae. Gene Ontology annotation, cellular component: caveola; cytoplasm. The transcript is spliced from 2 exons. Gene Ontology annotation, biological process: regulation of gene expression.
AGGGUCAACCUCCAGUAGAGGGUGAGCUGGUCCUGCCUUCUCGCUGUCUCUCCUCUGUUGGAUCCUCUACCUCAACCCUCAUGCUGUGGUUCUCGGUUCUUCAUCCCCACUAACUUUCACAGAUUCUGCAGGUUUUUACCUCCCUUCAUCUCUUCUUCAUUUUCAUUCGGAUCCUUGAAUUCAAGCAGACAACUGACCAAACUCUUAGCCAGCAAGAAUGACGGACAAACCGGUCUCGCCACCUGGAGGCGGAGAUGAUGCCGGCGGCAUCAUGGCGCUGUUGGAGCGCGUGGCGGGCCUCAUGGACAACGUCCAGGCCACCCAGCAGCGCAUGGAGGAGCGUCAGGUGGAGCUGGAGAACACGGUGAAAACCAUCCAGGCCGACGUCGUCAAACUCACCAACGAUCACGCAAACACCAGCUCCACGGUCAGCCGACUGCUGGAGAAAACCCGCAAGGUCAGCUGCCACAUCAAGGACGUCCGGGUUCGGGUGGAGAACCAGAACCUCCGGGUGAAGAAGGUGGAGGCCACGCAGGGAGACCUUCUAGCCAAGAACAAGUUCAGGGUGGUCAUUUACCAGGGUGACCAGGAAGUUAAAGCUGUCGCACCAGGUAACGAGCCGGCAGAGUCCAGCGGUGGAGCUGCAGCAAGACCUGAGGUGGAACCAGACAAGUUUGAGUUCCCUCCAGAGUCGGACGAGGAGUACAUGGUUGUGGAGGAAGCAGACUCCUCGUCAGCUGGCCGGAUGAAGAAGACAGGCAUGACACGCAUCGAGAGCUUCAGAGCCACCUUCUCCAAGGAGAACAUGAGCAAGACCCGAGAGAACCUGGGCACCAAAGUCAACAAACUCGGCGAAUCAGAACGGCGAAAAGGCGAGAAGAUCCGCCAAUCAGGUGAGAAGCUGAAGGAGACCUUCACCAAGACCGUCCCAGCGAAGCUGAACCUGAAGAAAGAGAGAACUGUGGCUGAGGGUCAGGAAGGAGCAGAGGGAGCUGCAGAGGCCGCCGUUCCAGUUCCUCCUCCUAAAGGCCGUAAGAGCAGCCCAGGAGCAGCCCGGGCGGCCGAGGACGAGGCCACGGCGGCCGAGUCCGAGGUACCGAUGUACGACAUGAAGCAGCUGUCAUAAGUCAGGACAGGCGGCCAGUUUUCUUUGGACCUGAGAGACCACAGAGUGAUGGAUGGAUGUGGAGUCAGCUCUGAUCGGAGAGCAGACACUGGAUGGACGAAGGUCUAAGAUUGUAGAAACAGUGGAGAGAAACGAGCAACAAGCAGAUUGAAUCACAUUAACACGACUGAACACUGAGACAAUAAGAUUCCUGAAACCACUGGGAGGUUUGAUUCUGUUUUCAGAUCAUCACCAUCACAUCCACAGGAUCUGGUCAUUUUUGUUUUGUGUUGUUGAACAAAUUGUGAAUGAUUGAAAUGUUUUAGGACUUUAUCACGAGUUCCUCCUGAUGCUGCUGCUGCUCACUUAUUUACAUGUUGAAGUUGAAAUGUUGACAGAUUGAGUUUGUGGAACAUUUUGUUCUCGAAUAUCUUGAAAAAUGAGGGAAAGUGAAGUAAAAUAAAUGAAUUUAUUUGUUUGGAAGUAACAGGAUUUGAUGGUUUGUUCUUGAAGAAAUCUUUGUAGAUUUUCAGAUUUAUAAAGAAAACAAAAACAAGAACUUAAAAAGCUCCUACAUAAAGAAACAACCUCCAGAUUACAGUUUAUAUCAUCAGAUUUAGACGAAUCCCUUUAACAAGUUUGUUGUGAUUCUAUCAAUAAAUGCAAACAAUUCAUUAAUUUUUACUGAACGUAGAAAUUUAUCUUUCUUCAUCUUGAUUUAUUCAUAAUUUUUCUUUUUAAAAAUAAAAGCAGGUGUGUUAUAAUAUUUGUAUAUUGUAGUUUUACAGAUAAAAAUAUUCCACUUGAAGACGAGAAUCAUAAGAAUAAAAUCUAACUUGUCCAGUUUUGAAGGAAAUAACUGAACAGAGAGGAAAGUGACAGUUAAAGGCAAUAAAGAUCUGUGGUUUUACUGAG